CAGACUCUACCACCACCACCAUCAUGGACUCUGGAUCAAAGAUUCCGUUAUCACACUCGUUGUGGUCCCCCCACGAGACUGUCAAGGAUGUGGCCGAGUCGUUGGGCAUAAAUUUACCCGAAGAGGCCGCCAAAAACCUCGCCAUGGACGUGGAGUAUCGUAUUCACGAAGUGUUGGAAACUGCCAUCCAAUUCAUGAGACACUCCAAGAGAAAACUCCUCAUGACAGGCGACAUCAAUCACGCGUUGAAGAUGUUGAACAUCGAGCCUCUUUACGGCUACGACAACUCCCAGCCAUUGGCGUUCAAGGAGGCGUUGGUUGGCGCUGGAGGCCAGACGUUGUACUACAUCGACGACCAUGAAAUCGAAUUCGAGAAGUUGAUCAACCAGGAGCUCCCCAAGGUGCCCAGACAGACGACGUUUACUGCUCACUGGCUUGCCAUCGAGGGAGUUCAGCCCAUGGUGCCCCAAAACCCACUCCCAUCGGAAAUCAAGAGCUUGCCUCCAAUUAUCAGAGGUGCUACUUCCUCCAUACUAGGCAACGACAUCUUAAGUUUGGCCAACAGCGACAACAAGGACGCGGCACCAGGAUCGUCGUCGUCCAAGGACAAGAAGGCAGACAAGGAGCUCGAGGUCAAGCCUUUCGUCAAACAUGUGUUGUCCAAGGAACUCAAGUUGUACUUCGACAAGGUGGUCGAGGUGCUUGUGUCCACUGACCCAGAAAAGGAGCACUUGAGAAACGCCGCAUUGACGUCUUUGAAGAAUGAUNCAGGUUUGCACCAGUUGGUACCAUACUUUAUUCAAUUCGUGGCAGAACAGAUCACCAACCAACUCCGCAACAUUGAGAUUCUUUCCACCAUGCUAGAGGUCAUCAGUGCCCUUGCUGACAACAAGACGAUCUUUUUGGACCCAUAUGUCCAUUCCUUGAUGCCAUGCAUUUUGACUUUAUUGCUUGCUAAGAGGAUAGGUCCCAUUUUGAAGGAAACAAACACAGCAGAAGCACAAGAUGCAUUAAGGAGCCAAUUGGCAGUGAGAGAGUUUGCUGCCAUUUUGUUGAAGCAUAUCAUAACGGUGUAUGGCUCGUCAUACUCCACUUUGAGACCCAGAGUCACCAGAACAUUAUUGAGGGCUUUGUUGGAUUCUUCCAAGCCUACAGGGACUCACUUUGGUGCUUUACUUGGUUUGAAGAAUAUGGGCAGUGAAGUCAUCAAGUUGGUUUUGGUGGGAAAUUUGAAAGUUUGGUACAAGCUGGUCAUGGAGGAUGGAACCAAGAGUGAGUUCGAGCAAAAUAUUUUGUUGAAUACAACCAUAGAUACUUUGAGAGUAUUGAAGGUGGACUUGGAUAACAGCGACAAUAUGGAAGUGGACGGAGACGAUAUUUCUCAGGAUGCUAAAGAAAAGUUGAAAGAAAGAAUCGGCGACAUUCUAGCUAAUGCUGUCUUGGAACAAGAUGACGCAAAGGGUAUUAUCAGAGGAUUCUUCUUUGGUGAGUUGACAGUCUGAGUGGGAAAUGGAGAUUGGCUGGAAACUAGAAAAUUUGAGUUGAAUUAUCGUGUUGGCAAUCCUUCCGGGAGAGCGAAGGAUGACUGUUUUAGAAGUAUUCUCCAACUAUUGGCAUGUUAAGGGGCUCUAAAAUUACGUCGUAUUGUGAUGUACUGGUCAUCCGGACCAGGUCUAUGUAUUAUACUAAUGUACAUUAAUAUUACCUGCUGUAACUACCA
Molecule: messenger RNA, 1720 nt
Organism: Suhomyces tanzawaensis NRRL Y-17324
Lineage: Eukaryota; Fungi; Ascomycota; Pichiomycetes; Serinales; Debaryomycetaceae
Gene: TAF60
Product: Taf60p
Exons: 1
Coding region: 24-1502 (492 amino acids)
Biological process (GO): transcription initiation at RNA polymerase II promoter; RNA polymerase II preinitiation complex assembly
Cellular component (GO): SAGA complex; SLIK (SAGA-like) complex; transcription factor TFIID complex
Molecular function (GO): RNA polymerase II general transcription initiation factor activity; protein heterodimerization activity; transcription coactivator activity
Source: RefSeq, a predicted model, not a curated record